UCGAACCCCGCUUGCUACUCAGCGGCGGCCAACAUGGCGUCGGCUUCCUCCUCCGCUCCGACAGGCCUGGCGGGAGGCCGAGCGCCGCGGCGGACGGCAGGAAACAAGCUCUCGGGACUCCUGGAAGCCGAAGAGGAGGACGAGUUUUACCAGACCACUUAUGGCGGCUUCACUGAGGAAUCCGGUGACGACGAAUACAAGGGUGAUCAGUCCGACAGCGACGAUGAAGUGGAUUCGGAUUUCGACAUCGACGAAGGGGACGAGCCCAACAGCGACCAGGACGACGACGAGCCUAAAAGGAAGCGCCGGGUGGUGACCAAGGCCUACAGGGAACCCAUCAAAAGCUUGAGGCCUAAGAAGCCGGAGGUGCCUGCCAGCAGCUCCCAAAAAGUUCGGGAGGAAAGAGCGACUCCGGCGGAGCAAGACGAUGCCGUCGACAGCCGGAAGCACAUGCGCCAGUCCACCACGGAGCACACCCGUCAGACCUUCCUCCGGGUCCAGGAGCGGCAAGUGCAGUCCAAGCGCAAGAAGGGAGGCGCAGCCCCCAGCUACGAACGACCCCUGACCCAGGAAGAGCUGCUGAAAGAGGCCAAGAUCACAGAGGAGUUCAACCUGCGCUCGCUGGAGACCUACGAGCGCUUGGAGGCCGACAAGAAGAGGCAAGUGCAGAAGAAGCGCAAGUGUGUGGGGCCCACCAUCCGCUACUACUCGGGGACCAUGCCCCUCAUCACCGACCUCGGCUGCAAGGAAGAGACUGUGGACGUGGAGGGCCUGGACCAGGAAUCCCAGCCCGGCGCCCCCCUGGAGGCCCCCCCACACCCGCCCGCCAAGUGUUCGCGCACCUUCGUCACCUUCAGCGACGACGAGACCUUUGAGCGCAUCUUCCCCAAGUCGCGCUCCCCCAAGCUGCCCGUCAAGGAGAUCUGCCCCGUCACCCACAAGACCGCCAUCUACCGCGACCCCAUCACCGACAUCCCGUACUCCAAUAUCCGGGCUUUCAAGAUCAUCCGGGAGGCCUACAAGAAGUACAUCACGGCCCACGGCUUGCCCAACGCUGCUGCCGCCGCCGCCGCUUCGAUGGGCAGCGGGUCGGUCGCGGCGGAGUCCGGCGUCCGAGCCACGAGGCAGAAAAUCAUCAUCAAGCAGAGCGUCCCCGCCACUUAGGAUCCUCCUUACAGACUUUCCCCUCUUUAUGCUGUGUUGAUACCUGCAAAAGUUGGCCGGUAUCUCAUUCCAGGCAUGGAUGGAUGGAAUCCGUCAUGUCCUUCAUGUCUGCCAAGUUUCCAGAUUCCGCCAAAAGUCUGAAAAGGGAUUUUCCUGUUUUGUUUGAUGACCGAGUUUGGACAGAUGCGCAGUGUUGUGUUCCAAAUCCUGUGUGCUAUUUGAUAAAUAAAUAUUUUACCUUCCCGUUCAAAA
This is a messenger RNA of Anolis sagrei ordinatus, 1416 nucleotides long. It is a transcript of the gene VPS72, whose product is annotated as vacuolar protein sorting 72 homolog. Gene Ontology annotation, cellular component: nucleus. Gene Ontology annotation, biological process: regulation of DNA-templated transcription; chromatin remodeling. The record is from RefSeq and is a predicted model, not a curated record. Lineage: Eukaryota; Metazoa; Chordata; Lepidosauria; Squamata; Anolidae. Gene Ontology annotation, molecular function: ATP-dependent H2AZ histone chaperone activity.